Thecamonas trahens ATCC 50062 is the source of this 6141-nucleotide messenger RNA. RefSeq lists its product as uncharacterized. Gene Ontology annotation, biological process: cell morphogenesis. Gene Ontology annotation, cellular component: site of polarized growth; cell cortex. NCBI's taxonomy places the organism in Eukaryota, Apusomonadida, Apusomonadidae. The coding region runs from base 1 to 6141 and encodes 2046 amino acids. The transcript is spliced from 3 exons. The record is from RefSeq and is a predicted model, not a curated record.
AUGACCAGUACCCCUCUCAACGACGUGCUCGAGCAAGUCCGUGCACUGCUCUCGCACCAGUCUGGUGAAGAAGCAAGUGAGAGGUCUGUGGCCCAUGCUGGUGAAGUCGCCCUCCUCACCCCAGGCGAAGUCUCUGGAUCUCUUGAUGCUGCUGGCGCUCUCAUUGUGAGUGUCGGAAGGUCGCAUCUCAAGCAUGUAGUGGCAAAGUUUGUCGACUUGCUCGACUCGUUCCCCUCGCAAGCUGGUGCUGCAGACUCGUUUACAGGCGCAGCUCCAUCGACUACCGAUCGCAAGGAGAACAUCGAAGACGUGGCCGCCGAUGGCUCGCCGGAAAGUUGGCUCCUCGCCACUCUCACUGCGCUCCUGGCCGAUGCUGCUCAUCCUGUCAAAGGCGGCAAGCGCGGUCUUCGUGCUCUGGCAGAGCUCGAUUCUCCAGUCUAUGAUGCUUUCUUUGUCCGUCUCCACUUUGCCUGCUCUCCCGCCGUCCGCCAUCACGCUGCCCUCGGCCUCGCUGCCCUCGCAGCUGCCGAUCUGGGCAAGGUUGUCAAGCUCUUCACCGACGCUCUGGGCGCCAUGGACAAGAACACCCAGCGCGCGUACGUCUCGUACCAGCGCGCCGUCGCUCGCCUUCCGUUCUCUUUCGCAACACAGGCUCGGACUAAGACUACCCUCGAGUACCUGGCCAUCCUUGCCGCCCGCAUGCCGAGCAUUGACCGUGGUGUCCUCCGUGAGGCUAUCUGCUCCUCGCUCACCACCAUCUUCACCACGCUCAUCCGCGGCCAUCCGACUGCAGUCGCCGGUUACUCGACCGAGUACAUCGCCUUUGAGAAGUCGGUCCACGCCCCGCAGUUCUGGGACCUCUUUGCCAACAUCUACAAGACCGUCACCAAGUGGGCCAAAAAGUCCAAGCACAUCCUCUUUUCCAUCGCGCUGCUGCAGGCCAUGACCACCCUGGCCAAUGCUGCCUUUUACUUUCCCACUCGCGGUGAGGACUGGCUCGCUCUCGCCGCCUCGGCGCUCAAGGACAAGGCCCAUCGUCUCGACGUCCUCGGCUUCAUCCUCGACUACUUUACCACGCUCAACCCGGUCUUUGUCCACGACCAGAUUCCCAUCUUCCAGCGCCAGCUCGCUGUCAUCGUGCCCAAGUUCCUCUCCAAGGCUGCAAAGAACCUCAGCUCUGAAGAGCUCGAGCUUGUGGUUGCCAUUCUCGUCGCCAUCGGCAAGCACCACGUCGACUCGCUCCUGCUCCAUGUCACAGAGGCGCUCUCGCUGCCCAACUACCCGCUUGCCGGCCAGGUCGCCGUCCUCCGCGCUCUUGGCUCGCUUGCCCGCGAUGUGCCUGCAGCGCUCGAGCCCAUCAACACCUCGCUCUUCCCGCUCAUCCAGCCCUUCAUGUCCGAGGAGCGCGACGUGUCCAAGGCUACCGACCUUGCCCUUGUUCGCGCCGCCCUUCGCUGCUUCCCGGUCAUCCACGACCCGGACCCCGCCCGCAAGAAGGCCGUCGUCAAGCGCCUCACCGCGUACGUCCUCCACUCGGACCGCGAGCUUCACUCGACUGCUCUCGUCGCUCUUUGUGACUACAUGCUCCUCUCGCCGGCACACAACCUCAUUCCGGUCGUCAUGGCGCUCUCGCGCGCCCUGCUCGAUCUCUCCGCCGAGCUCGAAGAGACCACCGUCCUCAAGGUCAUCAACAACAUCAUCACCGUCCUCACCUCGUUUGCUCAAGCCCUCGCCGACGAUGCCGUCCGCACUGACGCCGCUGCCGCAGCCGACACUGCCCCGCCUCGCCUCGCCGCCCUCUUCCUUGACGCCAAUGGUCUGCCGCGCACCGACUUUGACGCCCACACCGCCGACGCGGACCCCGGCCAGCUCGCCCGCCUCGCUGCGCCGCGGACCGCCACCCCCUGGUUUCCGGGCAUCACCGCUCUGCUUGUCUCGCCGAGCCUCUGGGACCGCUACUCGGUCUGCGUCUGUUGGGCAUGGUGCCGGCUGGUCGAGCGGCUGACCGGUGUCCACUCACCGGACGACUUUGACUCGCGGCUCUCGCUCGGUGCCGACCAUUUUGUCGGCCUCACUCUCUACAUGACCAUGGCGCUCCGCUUCCCGAAAACGCUUGACGACGAAGAAUCGACCUCGAUGAGCCUCCAUCUCGUCGAGCGCAUGGUCUUCUACGUUCUCAAAAACAUGCUUUCGGCAGACGAUGCCCGCGCUCUUGCUGGUGCAAACGCCGUCUUCAACGUCCACCCCUCCGGCUGGGAGUACGCCCUCAAGUCGAUCAAGGCUGCCGUCGCCGCCAAAGAAGCCAAGGCCGACGCCAAGGCCGACGCCGGCUCCGGCCCACCACCGUCGCAAGCCGACCAGGAGGCCGCCGCCGCCGCCGCCGCACGCGCCGCCGCACGCAUUGGCGUCCACAUUUCGUACUACUCACUGCCGGUGGUCACCAGCCUCCUCGCCGCCCUCCUCGAGUCGCUUCCGGACGAUGUCUUUGCUGUCAACGUGCCCAUGUACGCCCUCUAUCACGACGUCAUUCAGGUCUGGCUUGAUCCGGCCCACCUGCAGCUCUUUGACCCAGCCUCGCUAGCCACCAAGGCCUCGGCUGCCUCGCUUGUCCGCCAGUACAUCCUGCGGACCGAUGGCCUGCAGGCCCAUGCUGCCCGCGCUACGCUCUCGUCGGCGGGCAUUGUCUCGCGCCCACGCUCGCUUUUCCAGUUUCUUUACAACAUGUUGUACCCAGGUGAGCUGACCGCUGCCACGCCAUCGGUGAGCGGUGCAUCAGCUGCCGCUGAUCCCGACGCCACCCGUGCCUCGCUCGCUGCUGCUGCCUCUGCACAUGCCCGCUCCCGCGCUGAAGGUGGCGCUCAGAGCGGCUCACCUGACGCUCAGGCCCUCGUCUGUCGCGUCGUUGCCGCCGUCUCCGCCAUGCUCCAGGUCGGCCCGCUUGGCGACAGCCAACUCGAGAAACAUGUCCUCAAGUUUGUCUCAGACCAUCUCUACGCCCGCGGCGAGAUAGGCUACACUCAGGCCGUCUGCGAGGAGGCACUCAUGUGGUUCCUCCGCCACAACCCUCGUCACGCCCCGCUCUUUGUCAAGUUUGUACUUGCCGAUCGCCCCUACAAGGCUGCUGCUGCCGCCGACAAGUCUGUGUCGAACCGCUCGUCGCGCGGCAAGUCGCCACAGCAGGCCGACGGCGUCCCGCCGCACUGGCCGGCGGCCUUCAAGAUCGCCUCGUACAACGCGCUGGUAACCAACAUGGCCCACGCACCAUCGGAAUGGCUCGCCCGCGUCCCAGUCGCCAAGCUCAUGGUUGUUGUCCUCAUCACCCUCUCGUCGCCGCAUGUCCUCAUCCGCCAGAUUGCGCUCCGCCUCGCAGUUCUCCUCGCCAAGGCUUCGCGCAACGGACUGGUUGUACUGUGGACCUCCGACGGCCCGUGCGACUCGUCGCCGGCUCUGGAUCUCGACGCCGGUCCCGCGCUCCCGCUGGACGCCGGUAGCUCGGAAGAGGCCUCGGCGUAUCUUGAGGCUGCGGUGCGGUACGCCGCAGCGCUCGCAGAGCGUGCGCCCAAGCUCACCGCACCACUUCUUGUCGAGCUUAUGGAGUGGCAUGCUCCGGUUGCGCACGCCGUCGAGCUCGGCGGCAACGGCCCGGCCGGGGCGUACGCCCGCAUGCUCCGGACCUUUGCCCCGUUUGCAGGCACUGUCCCGCGCCUUGUCCGCGCCGGCGUCCUCGCCUCGACUCAGGACGUGUGGGCCAUCCUUGCUUCGCUCUUUGCUCUCACCAAGGCUGUCCUGCCCUACGGUCGUGCCCUCGACUUUGCGCUGCAGGAGCUGUGGUGCCUUGCGGUCGUCGAGCACACCGCAGGCAUCGGCAGUGGCGGCGACUCGCGCGCGCAGCCCGCCACUCCAGGCUCGCCGGCCUCGUACCGCGCCCGCGCCGCGGCCCCAGGCGCAGUCGUCGCUGUCUUUGCCAAGUUUCUGCUCGCGCGAACAGCGGCGCCAAUGCUGACCUCCGACGCGCCGUGCGGCAUUGCGCCGGCAACAACCUCCGGUUCCGCAAAAGUUGACAACGCCGCAGCCCGCGCCGUCGCUCACUACCUGGCGCGGUCGUCGUCGGCGGCGUUGUUUGUCGACGCGUUGUUGGAAACGGUGCUGGCGCCCGGCCGCGAGCUUGUGCCUCCAGGUGCCGAGUCGACCGCGGUGGCCUGGGCCGAGUGGUUGGCGAGCGUCCCGUCGCGCGAGGGCACCGACCUUGUCACUCGCGGUCUGCUCUUGCUUGGUGCAGUGGUGGCAACAGAGUACGGCAUGGCCUCGAUAUUGCGUGCGCGUGUCCACCUGCUUCACCUCUGCCUCCUUGUCCGCGGUGUGCUGGACGCUGCCGACGCCGGUACCGAGGCCGAGCCGCUUGCGCGCUCGCUGCACUACUCGGUCGACACCAUCAUUGCCGUCCUGCUGAAGGCUCAGCUCGCGGCGACUUCGGCGAUGGCCGACGUGGCGGCCGAGCUUGCUUGGGUCGACGCGGUCUUUCUCCCGCCGUCAGCUCUGGCGGCCCGGACCUCGCCGUUGGCCGUCGAACCCCGCCCUGGCUCUGCCGCAGCUUCGGGUUCCGGGCCAGCCGCCACCAUUGUGGCCGUGGUUGACAAACUCCGCGCCAUCAGUGAGCGCGGCAAAGAUCUUGUCGAGGACUGGGCUGACGCCGCUAUGCAGUGGGGACUCUCGCGGUUCUGUGCGCCGCUGGCGGGUCUCUCCCUCAAAGUGUACGCGACGCUGGUUGCCGGCGAGAGCGAGGGGGUGCUUGCUGACGACGUUGCGCCCGCAGUCCUUGUGCUCGGCCAUGUGCUCGCCGACGAGAUGGAGCAGUGGCGGCCGCCGCGAAGUGCAGAGCUUGGCGACAAGCAGGCGGUGUGCGCGGCGGCCGUGGCUGGCCUGGUUGCGCUGGUCGGCUGCGGGCCGGAGCCCGGCGCGAGUGCGGCCGUGGUGGGUGCCAUCGGCUCGUUUUGCGUCUCAGCUCCGUUUACCGCGCUCUUUGCAGCCGGUCUGCAGCUGGUCGGGUCUGCCCUCAAAGUGGCCACUGUGGACGACCACACUGUUCUCGACUAUAUGGUCUCGCAGUGGGGCCCGGACGCGGCGGCGUAUCUCUCCAUCGGCCUCCUCAACGGGCUCUCGGUCUCUGCGCUCCAGGACCAAACCAUGGAACUGAUGGCGUCGCUGUCUGCGCAGCUGGGCCCGGGCGACGACGGAUCAGAGGACGCCCCGCGGAUGUUUGUUGUGGCGCUGUUGGUCCAUGCGGCGCGGGCCAUGGCCGAGCGCUCGCAGCUCAAGAGCUCGGCGUGGGUUGAGCGUGCGACGGCGCUGACACGGGCCACUCUUGGCGCCAAGAGCGUUGUGGGCGAGAGCCUGACGAGGCUGCUGGGCGAGUGGCAGAGCGGCUCUGCCGAUGAUCCCGCGUUUGCCAACGCGCUCCUCGACGCGGUGGCGCAGCUCUGGCCGGGCUACGCCACGUACGGCUUUGUCCUUGUUGUUCUCCGCCAGCUAGCCGAAGACGGGCCGGUAGGCUGGCGCUGGCCGGUCCUCCGGCUCCUUCACGCCGCGCUUUCUCGCUACGCCCACUUUGAGCUUUCGCCGAGCCAGUACGAGGAUGUGGCCGAGCUUGUCGUGGCCAACUCGUUCUCGCACGACUCGCGAAUGCACGACAUCCGUGCCGAGCUUCUCCGCUACCUCUUCCGCGUCCUUCCUGACCUAGACACCGACGCGGUGCCUGGGCGGGUCUUCAACUUUGUCCGCGCCACCCCACUCGAGUACACGCCCGGCUGGUCGUCGGCCGACGCUGCACUCCUGCCACACUUUAGGUACAACGCCUCGCUCGCAGGUGUCCUUCAGCUCCUCGGCCCGUACCUUGGCUCGCUUGAUGCCCGGCUGCAGCAGCCGCGCGGCGUGCCUGUUCCGGACGUCAAAGUUGCCGAGACCACAACUCGUGCCAGGCGUAAGGAGAAGGGGAAGGCCAAGGCCAAGACCAAGGGUAAGGGUCUGGGUAAGAGACAGCGCAAGGACAAGACCGAUGCUGAGAUGGUGCCCGAGACUGUGGCUGGCGCCGAUGCCGAGGCAAAGACCGAGGUGGCGGUGGGCGGGAACGAACAUCGAGUCUAG